Molecule: messenger RNA, 414 nt
Organism: Neurospora hispaniola
Lineage: Eukaryota; Fungi; Ascomycota; Sordariomycetes; Sordariales; Sordariaceae
Product: mediator of RNA polymerase II transcription subunit 21
Exons: 2
Coding region: 1-414 (137 amino acids)
Biological process (GO): regulation of transcription by RNA polymerase II
Cellular component (GO): mediator complex
Molecular function (GO): transcription coregulator activity
Source: RefSeq, a predicted model, not a curated record
AUGAGCGACCGUCUCUCGCAACUCCAAGAGGCUGUUGACCAGCUCAUGGAGCAAUUCAUAGCCACCUACUUCUACAUCGACCGACACCACGACCUCAAGACCUUCAGCCCCAAAGACACCAUCGCGCCCUCCAAAGCCGACCAACCGCCCGAAGUCGACACCCUCCCCCCGGACGUGUUCCAAGCAGGGCAACUUGAACUUGCGCGCGACUUGAUUACGCGAGAGCAGCAGAUCGAGUACCUGAUUUCGAGCUUACCGGGCCUCGAUAAUAGCGAGCAGGACCAGUUGCAGAGCAUCAAGGAGCUCGAGGAGGAGCUGAAUGUGGCGGAGAAACAGAGGCAGGAGGCGGUCAAGGAGAAGGAUGAGGUGUUGGUUAAGUUGGAUCAGACGUUGAGGAGUAUUAGGAGGUAUUGA